Didymodactylos carnosus is the source of this 345-nucleotide messenger RNA. The record is from the annotation of a GenBank genome assembly. NCBI's taxonomy places the organism in Eukaryota, Metazoa, Rotifera, Eurotatoria, Philodinida, Philodinidae.
AUGGGCAAGCUCCAUUGCUCGGAUGCCUUGACAAUCAUUCAGGCAAGAGAAGUGGGAUCACCUGUUCAGCUGCUGAAACCAGGAUUUCUGAAUCUGUCAGAUAAACAGUUAUCGUGGCCAGAAGUGAAUGAACUGGCUGAUGUCUUGAAGGUCAACAAAACAUUGAAUCAUCUCAAUCUGGACAGUAAUAAUAUCUCGAAGGAAGCUGCCAUAGCCAUCGCUGAUGCUUUGAACGUCAAUGAUACGUUGACUCGUCUCUGGGUCGCCAAUAAUAAUAUCUCGAAUGAAAUUGCUAUAUGCCUUGAAGGUCAACAAAACACUGACUGGUCUCGAUCUGCGCAAUAA